Molecule: messenger RNA, 1548 nt
Organism: Clonostachys rhizophaga
Lineage: Eukaryota; Fungi; Ascomycota; Sordariomycetes; Hypocreales; Bionectriaceae
Source: the annotation of a GenBank genome assembly
AUGCGAAAAGGAACAGCGCAAAACGAUGUCAACAUCAAAGACAUAUCCGCUACGUCGGAAGUCGACCGAUUGCUCGAGUUAGACAAGAUCCCAUGGUAUCAGAAGAAGAACCUAAAAAGCUUGUACCUCUGUUUGGUUCCCGCUGCGUUGGGAGUCGAGAUGACCACUGGCUAUGAUGGUAGCGUUCUUAAUGGACUCCAAGCAGUGGACAAAUGGCAAUCACACUUUGGCUACCCCGCGAGCGCAACUCUCGGCUUAAUAUCCGCUGGUCUUUCCAUCGGGUCCAUUGCCAGUGUCCCAGUUUUGCCUUAUGUCAACGAUCGCUGGGGUCGCAAGACUAGUGUGAUAUUAGGAUCUCUCGUUGUCACCGUAGGGGUGAUAAUUCAAACAUUGGCUGCUAACUUGGGUAUGCUCAUUGCAUCCCGAGUCAUAAUGGGUUUCGGCAUGCCUAUUGCCUUGUCCGGGGCCGCCCAGCUCUUGACCGAGCUAUGUUACCCGAAGGAGCGCGCCGCUAUCACUGGCAUCUUCCAGGUCUUUUGGUAUGUUGGUUCGAUCAUUGCAGCGGGGGCUACACUCGGGACAUAUAGCUGGUCUACACACUGGAGCUGGCGCUUGCCCACAGUCCUCCAGAUACUCCCAUCUUUGUUUCAAUUGUCUUUUAUUUGGUUUGUUCCCGAAUCCCCACGCUGGCUCAUAUCGCGUGAUAGAGCAGAUGAAGCCCUUGAAAUUCUCAUCAAAUAUCAUGGAGAAGGGGACCGGGAUUCACCCUUUGUGGCAGCAGAAUUCCACCAAAUUCGUGAAACCCUUCGUCAGGAAAAGGAGGCUUCAUCAAAACCCUGGCGCGAUCUUUUCAGCACUCCCGUCAACAUUCGCCGCGUAGCUGUCGCAGCCUGUGUCGGCCUGUUCUCUCAGUGGGCCGGGAAUGGACUCGUGAGCUUCUAUCUCGCCAAGGUUCUCACGACGAUCGGCAUCAAGGACCGCCGGACGCAGAAUCAGAUCAACCUCGGCUUGAACUGCUGGAACCUGGUCACUGGCAUGUCCGCGGCCAGCUUUGGUACACGGUACCUGAACAGACGCACGCAGAUCUUGGUCGGCUAUGGAUGCAUGACCAUUGUAUUCUCGUGCUGGACGGCUGCCUCGGCCGUCUACGCGGGGAACAACACCAACCACUCUGCUGCGAUUGGCGUGGUGGCGCUAAUAUUUAUCUACUACCUCUUCUAUAAUUUGAUGAUGCCCUGCCAGUACUUGUAUGUGUCUGAAGUGUUUCCCUUCAUCCAGCGAGCGAAGGGAGUGGCAAUCAUGCAGCUCACGAAUAAGGGUGGUGGUGGGUUUAAUCAGUUCGUGAACCCCAUUGGACUGGACAGCAUUCAGUGGCGUUAUUACAUUGUCUAUGUUGUGCUCUUGGCCGUGGAGACUUUUGUUAUUUGGCUUAUCUACCCAGAGACAAAGGGAGUCUCCCUGGAAGAAAUCGCAGUUGUGAUGGAAGGUGAUAACGCAAAGGUCGAGUUGGUUGGGGCAGGCAAAAAGGACAAGGAGCUGAAAGUCUAG